GGAAGGUCCGCCCAUCGGCCGUGGGUUGACUUGGCGGCCUCCAAGACUUGAGUAUAAGUACAAUGUUCUCGCGCAAUCUGCUUUUAUGUGUAUUCUAGCGCGCAGUUCACUUCCGGAAUUGCUGUUAUCUACAACUUGGCUGGUUUCCAAUUUUUCCCACGCAAGCUCCCCGGUGUCAUCAUGCUAUUUCGCGCGGAUAUAGCAAGCUGUGGUCUGCAGCUUGACAGAUCAACUAUAUUCCUCCCAGCGAACCGAUACGGCGAAUCAUUGCCAUGCGUCACGGGCCGGUUCCACCUCUCGCUUACCCGGGCGACAUCGGUAAAAGGCAUCAGGGCCCGUGUCAUUGGGACAAUGAAGACUCCCCGAUACGGAAUGUUUACGCCCGCGAUCCACGAAGAAACGACCUUUGAGCGAAGCCAGAACCUGGUAUUUUCAAAAACACUCGAGUCAUUUACAAUGCCCGCGGGCGAUUACGAAUUUCCAGUAGAAAUAUCUCUCAAGGACGUGCAUCUUGAAACGCUCACGGGGCCGGGCCACGAGUACCAUACCUAUAAAGUGGAGGUUGUUGUCGAGCGGAGGAUGCAGUGGGACUGGGUUGUGUCAGAGCCUUUGGGGAUAUACCGGUGGCGGCCGGGGGGUAUCUCGGUACUUUCAGAGAAGGUCGUUGAAGACCAUGACAACCAAGAUCUGCAAUACCAUAUUUCCAUGCCCGACCCUCUCGUACGGCAUGGCUCUGUCUUCCCGGUAGAGUGCUGGGUUGAGCCACUUUCGGAAGAUAUAAUAAUCGCUGGUAUUACUAUUAGUCUACACGAGAAACACGACCUGUGCUUUAGCGCAACGGCGGCCGAGACCAUGAAGUACGAUACAAACUUCAUAACGUGGCAUCUCGACUACGUGAUUUGCAAAGAGAGGUGCGAUGUCUCGCAACAAAUCAUCAGCAGAAUCGAAGAGAAGCAACGGAUACAGCAGGUCACUAUUCCAGUGCAGCUACCAGGGAAAUCAGAUGCUUGUUCGCAAAGCUUUUCGUCGAGAAGCAUCAAAAUUGAGCAUUUACUCGUUGUGGAGAUCGACUAUCACGACAAGGAAGCAGCAGAAAUAAAAAAGGUCGCACAAACGCUUCCGGUUUAUAUAUACAGGGCACCGCCGAAGACUAAUGAGAGUCCCGAGUCCCUGACUGGCGCAGAGACUCAAUGUCUCAAGAAUGCCCAACACUGUCCGCCGUCAUAUGGGCAACAUGAGCUAGACCAGAUGCUUUCCGGGUUGCUGGAGACGGGAGAAGGAGUCUAUUGACAGGGAUGGGUAUGUUUUGCGCGCUGCUCGACUUGAUGCGCGGUGUGUAGAUAUGUAUCUAUUACUGAGAAUGCAGCCGCGGAUAAACGUCAUGGCGCUGGUCGACUCAUUGGAUUUGAACCAGAUUGAAAAGUUUUCUUUUCAAUUUUUUCCUUAAGAUAAUAUAUAUUAGUCUAAUUAAAGAUAUAAGCUUCG
Molecule: messenger RNA, 1485 nt
Organism: Aspergillus calidoustus
Lineage: Eukaryota; Fungi; Ascomycota; Eurotiomycetes; Eurotiales; Aspergillaceae
Source: the annotation of a GenBank genome assembly